Fomitopsis serialis is the source of this 1069-nucleotide messenger RNA. RefSeq lists its product as uncharacterized. The record is from RefSeq and is a predicted model, not a curated record. Bases 312 to 671 code for a protein of 119 amino acids. The transcript is spliced from 3 exons. NCBI's taxonomy places the organism in Eukaryota, Fungi, Basidiomycota, Agaricomycetes, Polyporales, Fomitopsidaceae.
GUGUGAAUGUUUCGCACCGAGACGUUGAAGAGCGAUAGCAUCAGCGUCGUCGACGCAAACGCAAACAGGCCAAGAGGACCCGGGUUCGCGAGGCGACGGAAGUUCGCGUUGUCCCUCGGGCCCAGCGCAGUGCGGGCGGGCACUGCGUGGACCUGAUGGUGGUGCGCGUUGUACUGCUCGUGCACCUGCCCGUUCUCGGCCUUCUCGAGCUGGGACGGGCUCGCCCUCGCUUUCUCGCUGAGUUCUGCAGACAUCGUUGUUGUGCGGGGUGACAGCGAAGACAGAGGGAGCGAUGCAGGAGGAGGGCUGGGAUGGUGCGAGACGAGGAAGGCCCGACCGCGAGAGCGUGUCAUCAGUCGUUGGACACCCUGGACAGGCAUAGCACGGCGCUAUCUCCUGUCUCCUCUCAGCGGUUCUCGCGUGCCUUCCCCAUGCCGUCACGAGUGCGGGUUCGACACUUCGCCCGAGGGCAUAGACACUUGGGCUUUGUCAGAUGCGCUGUCGUCCCCAGGCCGAUGCUGUGUGCCUGCUGGGGAGUGGUGACGGCACAGCGUUCAAACGUUCAGGGAGACACCCCUCGACACACUCACCUGCGGACCUGCAACGCGGCGCACAACUGCCAGCGACGAACCGUUGAACCGUGCGACCUGACAUGGCCCCAGAAAAUUUGAGCGUCUUCGUGGGGUCUCCGAUACACAGUUCGCGAUCGUGUGGUGAUCCAUCAGAUAGAUAGCUCCUUUGAACGCGUCAAUAGACGCAGCCCGCUGGGUUGGAACCCCCGACGCCAUAGUGGUGGCACGACGAGUCCAAAGUUAGACCACCAGACUCGUACGCGUUCGAAUCGUCCCACACGGCAGCAGCCAGAACGCCUGUUGAAGUGAGCGCGUCCGCGGAGAAGGGCCCAGGAGGCCUUCUAGGCCAGAGGACAGUGGUGAGGACCCGGAAGACACUGACCAAGCGAACGAUGUACGCGGGGGCUGCGAGUACCUCCGAUCUCGGAAGCUCCAGUGACCUCCGCGAACAUUGAACCAUGAAGCCAAGCGACCAGGUGAUGGUGAGCAUGCAUCGU